Verticillium alfalfae VaMs.102 is the source of this 569-nucleotide messenger RNA. Its product is annotated as 60S ribosomal protein L31. The record is from RefSeq and is a predicted model, not a curated record. Bases 59 to 430 code for a protein of 123 amino acids. The transcript has 3 exons. NCBI's taxonomy places the organism in Eukaryota, Fungi, Ascomycota, Sordariomycetes, Glomerellales, Plectosphaerellaceae. Gene Ontology annotation, cellular component: cytosolic large ribosomal subunit; ribosome. Gene Ontology annotation, biological process: cytoplasmic translation. Gene Ontology annotation, molecular function: structural constituent of ribosome.
AACGCCCAACUUCCUCGACAAGCCCCGAACCAGCGACAACCACGAGGAAUCGUCCAAGAUGUCGACCAAGCAGAAGAAGACCGGCGGCAAGCAGCGCUCCGCCAUCGCGGACGUUGUCGCUCGCGAGUACACCAUCCACAUGCACAAGCGCCUCCACGGUGAGACCUUCAAGAAGCGUGCUCCCCAGGCCAUCAAGCAGAUCAAGCUCUUCGCCGCCAAGUCCAUGGGCACCACCGAUGUCCGCCUCGACCCCCAACUGAACAAGAAGGUCUGGGAGCAGGGUAUCAAGGGCGUUCCUUACAGGCUCCGCGUCCGCAUCUCGCGCAGGCGAAACGACGAGGACGGCGCCAAGGAGAAGCUCUACAGCUACGUGCAGGCUGUCAACGUCAAGAACCCCAAGGGUCUCCCGACGGUUGUCGUCGAGGAGUAAAGUUUUCCUCUCUAUGGCAAUGGUUCAAACAAGGGCGGCAUCGGCAUUAAGGAGUUGUAUGGGUCUUUAGCUUUUCCCACCACCACGAUUACUUCAGAGGAAAUGCGAGAGAGGCUUGAUUCCCCGACGAAUCCGAACG